GGGGUGGCAAGAGAGCGCUGGCACCAUCCCAGAGCCAGGGACCCAUACGCCUGCCGCCAGCCGCACAUGACUCCGCGCUCGCUGUGGUGCGGACGCACCGAUCUACUUCCGGUUACCUACUUCCGGCCGGCCUGGGCACCGCCGUGGCAGGCCGGAAACAGGGAGAGAAAAGGCACCGGAGACGACUGGGGCGUCGCCAUUACAGGUGGGGGCCGGAAGUAGAGGAAGGGCGCCGCCAUGACGUGCUGGGCUUGAAGGAAAUGGGGCUGCUUGCCCGCUCUGUGACCGGAAAAAACGAGGGAGGUCGCACUGGGCGCCGCCAUGAUAACCUGAUACCGGAAAAGGCGGGUCGUUCCUCCCUGAGUGUUACCAGACAGUCACCUGCCACGAGAUGCAGGCAGCCCUGGAGGUCACUGCCCGCUACUGUGGCCAGGAGCUGGAGCAGUAUGGUCAGUGCGUGGCGGCCAGGCCUGAGUCAUGGCAGCGGGACUGCCACCACCUCAAGAUGAGCAUUGCUCGCUGCACAUCCUCACACCCAAUCAUCCGCCAGAUCCGACAGGUCUGUGCUGAGCCUUUCCUGGCCUUUGAGGAGUGUCUUCGACAGAACGAGGCAGCUGUGGGCAACUGUACAGAACAUGUACGCCGCUUCCUGCAGUGUGCUGAGCAGGUGCAGCCUCCACGUUCACCCACGACCAUGGAGGCACAGCCGCUUCCUGCCUCCUGAGGACUCUGACUGCAGGAAAGCUGGACUCAAUGCCCAUGGAAGCAGCAGUCAAGAAAUCAAGCAACGCGUUGCACUGGAAAAAUCUGCAAAAGACCUUUUUAAAGUUAAAAAGCAAGGAUGUCAGCUUGGGGACAAUAGUGUGCCUGACCCAAGCCAUGGUAUUUUCAGUUGUCUCAUAUGCAUGUGAAAGCUGGACAAUGAAUAAGGAAGACUGAAGAAUUCAUGCCUUUGAAUUGUGGUGUUGAAGAGUAUUUAAUAUACCAUGGACUGCCAGAAGAAUAAACAAACCUGUUUUGGAAGAAGUACAGCCAGAAUGCUCCUUAGAAUUGAGAAUGGCAAGACUUCGUCUCACAUACUGUGGACAUGUUAUCAGGAGGGACAAGUCCCUGGAGAAGGACAUUGUCUUAGGCUGGGGUUCUCUAGAGAAGCAAAAUCAGUAAAGCAUAUAAACUUAUGUAUACACACACACGCAUAUAUAUAUAUAUAUACCAAACCUGUUGCCUUCGAGUCGGUUCUGACUCAUAAGCAACCCUAUAAGGCAGAGUAGAAAGGCGCCAUACAGUUUCCAGGGAGUGCCUGGUGGAUUCGAACUGCCGACCUUUUGGUUAGCAGCCAUAGCUCUUAACCACCGUGUCACCAGGGUUUCCGAGUAUAUAUAAACCCAACCCAGUAUAUGUAUAGAGAAAGAUUUAUAUCAAGGAAAUGGCUCACAUGGUUGUAGAGACUGUAACAUCCCAAGUCUCUGGGUCAGGAUAGAGGCUUUUCCUGAUUCGUGUAGCUGGAGGGGCUGGCAAACCCAAGACCGACAGGUCAGAGAGCAGGGCUCUUGGUCACAGCCUGCAAAGUUUGAUGAAUCCCAAGAUCAGCAGGCAAGGCAAGACAAGACUGCAGGUAAGCUGCUAGCUCAAGUCCCAAGAACUGGAGGUCAGAUGAACAGGAGCCAGCUGCAGGAUCCAGAAGGAGCAAAAGCCCAUGAGCCUUGCCAGGGUGUCCACUUAUUUUUGGAUACAGGCCACAUGCCCAAAGAAACUCCUUUUCAACUAAUCGGCUACCCACAGCAGUUCCAAUCAUAGAGAUGAUCACACUGGUUCAGAUCUCCUCAUGGAAAUGGUCACAUCAUACGACUGCAAACCACUGAGAAUUAUGGCCCAGCCAAGUUGACACACAACCUGAGCCAUCACAGACAUCAUGCUUUGUAAAAUAGAGGGUCAGUGAAAGAGAGGAAGAACCCCAAUGAGAUGGAUUGACACAGUGACUGCAACCAUGGGCUCAAACAUGGCAGGCUCAAACAGGACGGCACAGGACCAGGCAGCAUUUUGUUCUGUUGUACAUAGGAUCACUAUGAGUGGAAACUGACUCAGAGGCACCUAACAACAACAAUUGUACACUUGUUUUUAACUCAAUUAACUUCUCUUUUUUUAUUUCUUUCCCAAGAGGGAACAUUUUUUGUUGUUGCCAUGAAAGCAUUAUUGUUGGUAAGACCUGACAGAAUCAAUUCUUCACAGUAAAGGACUAAUACAUCAAUAUUUUCCCUUUCAUUUGCCCAUAUGGCACCUUAAUUGCAGUCUCUGAAUCAAGAAAUAUAAUUUUAUUCAGUUUCUUAGAGCAUGUUUGUUUGUGUGGUAUGCCCAAACUAAUCCAGGGGUCCCUAUUUUCUAUUGGUGUUUUUUUGAGGGGCGGGGGGAGACAAGGAAACAUUAAAACCCCUUUUGACUGAUUUAGAAGUAGUUGCCUAUCUCAUCCCUGACUUGUGAAAUUCAGUUUCCACAUGUGCUUUGAUACUCCCUUCUCCACCGUGCCCAAUCCCAAAUUCUUUUCUGCGUUUUGUGCAGUAUACCCUGUUUUGGCUAUCUAUUUCCCCAAUCUGGUUGUGUCCUUCCAUCUGUCAUUAAAAUAACAGUCAUGUAGUCUUUCAGUUAUAUCUGGGUCAUACUAGUUGUUUCUAUUGUAAUCAUUCUCAUUUUUGUCAUCUGAACUGUUAGAAAACAUGGUCACAAUAUCCACAAUAUUAAAAAUUAAGCUAACACUGUUUUGAUACAAAGUAUAACAGUUACUCUACUGACUGUUAACACAAUUACAAUGUGCUUACCUUGCACGUUUAAGUUGCAUCAGGGUGAUGUGACAAAGGAUGACUCAUUAUUGUGAGCCAAAAAUUAUGGUUGCCAACAUCAUCGGUCUGGGGAAAAGACAGCAACUAAGGAAAGCAGUCAACUUCUAAAAAUCUCUGAUUUUUCUCCCAAACUCCAGAUGUGUUUCCAGCUGUCUACCCAACAUCUCUAUUUUGAUGUCUUAAAGCAUCUCUAUCUCAUCACGUUCAGAGCUGGGCUUCUGAUCUUGCUCCCAAACCUGCUUCACCCUCAGCCUUCCCUAAUUCAGGCAUUUCCAUUCUUCCAGCUGCUCACACCAAAGACUCUUUUCUCUCACACGCAAUACCCAGUGCACUAGGAUAUCCUGUUGGCUCCAUCUUCAAAUACAGCCAAAUUCAUCUACCUCGCAUCACUUCUGUGCUGCCAAAUCUGGUACAAGCCACCACCACUCUCACCUGGGUUUUUGCAGCAGCCUCCUCCCUGCUCUCCCUGCUCCCCGAUGUGUUUGCAAUACUACGGUAAAUAAGUAAGAAAAUAAAAACAACACAUUGCUGUUGAGUCAUUCUGACACAUGGCGACUCCAUGUGUUACAGAGUAGAACUUCUUCACAGGAUUUUCUUGGAAGUAAUCUUUAUGGAAGCAGAUUGCCAGGUAUUUCUUCUGUUGUGCCACUGUGGGGGUUCACACUGCCAGCUUUGAGGUUAGUAGUCAAGCACAAACCAUUUGCACCACUCAAGGACCUUGAUACAAUAGCCAGAGGGAUUCAGGGGAUCCUUUUUAAUAUGUUAGACUAUAAGUCACUUCUCUGUCUAAAGUUUUCAAAGGGACAUCAUCACUCAGCGCAAAAGCCAGAGUUCUUUUAGUGGCCUCCAAAGCCCUAUGUGACCUGCUGUGAACCCUCUUCUCCCAGAUACUCAUGUCAUGUGGCUAACUUUGUCACCUCUGAGUCUUACUCAGGUGUCACCUUCUCACUGCAGCCACCUCUCCUCUGCCCUGCACUUCUUGUACCCCACACCCUACUCUUCUCCCUUCACCACUUCUUCACAUACCACACUUGUGUGUUUAUUGUUUAUUGUCUGCCUUCCUGCCCCCCCGCCCCAACUAGAAUGGGAGCUCCAUGAGGGCAGGAGUAUUUUCUUGUCUGUUCACUGAUAUCCAGAACUUUUAGAAUAGUGUCUGGGACAGAGUAGCUGCUCAGUAAAUGUCUUUGUGUGAAUGAAGGAGGUGGUCAGCAUGCUCUUCUGAGGUCACAAACAAGGAGACAAGGCUGUGGCUGCUGUGAGGUGAGGCAGCCCCAGAACGAUGGUGGGUGGUAGGCUGAGGGUUAUGGGGCUUAGAGGCCAACCGCUUUCUCUCACCUCCUGCCCUAGGUAGCUCUAGCCAGUUGAUAAAGGUUGCAUUUGUUGUCUGGGAAAGAAAGAAAUGCAAGCAUCAGCCAGCUUCAGAAGGAAGUCAGAGCCCUCAAGGCGUGCAGUACACAACAGGCACUCCCGUACGCAGGGCAGGGCAGGGCAGGGCAGGUAAUGGUGGUAAGGUGACAUUUGAACAAAGACUUGAUGUCAGGUCCUGAGUUUGGGCCAGGUGAGAGGGAAGGUGUGGGCAGCGGUGAGAUAAGGUAAAUGUUUCUUUCUCUGAUCAAUGCCGUGAUGCCCUAAGGCUUUGUAGAGUCCUCCACUUGACCUCCUGCACACAGUUAACCCAGGAAGGAAGGAAGAGAGUUCGAGGAUCACAGUGAGGUCUUUAGCGGACAGUCCUAGAAGUGGAGGUGUACAUCACUACUGCCUUUGACCAGAAUGCAGCCCUGCCUCCCUGCAAAGGAGCCUGGGAAACAUAGCCUAACUGUGUGCCCCAAAGAAAAAGGAGUGGGCCCUUCGUGUUGUCUCUGCACAGUAGGUGCCCUGAACUAUUUGGGGAGAGAACUCAGUGCUGUAAAACAUGAAACCACAGGUACGCACUGGAGCGGCUGGUGUGUGGCCUGGAGUUGCCCUUUGGGGAGGAGGUGUGGAAGUAUUUGUUCUGUGUGCAGUUAUUUACGCUAUGGAAACAGUGGGUACACAUGUGGAUGCACAAGUACACACCCUGUUGUGGACUGAAUUGUGUCCCCCAAAAUAGGUGUUAAAAAUCCUAACCCCGAUACCUGUGGUUAUAAUCCCAUACGGGAAUGGGUUUCCUUCAUUAUGUUAAUUAGACAGUAUUAGGGUAGCAUGUGUCUUAAAUCAAUCCUUUUUUAAGAUAUAAAAACCUUAUGCAGGUUAGGCAUAAGCAAGCACGCACAGCUGGGGGAAGACAGAUGCCAGGCCACAUGAGAUCUCCCAAGAACCAAGAAACAGAAGCUGAAGAGACAAAGACCUUCCCUCAGAGCUCAGAGAAAGCCUUCCCUUAAAGCUGGCACCCUGAAUUCAAACUUAUAGUCUCCUAAACUGUGAGAAAAUAAAAUUCUGUUUGUUGCAGCCAUAAACUUGUGGUAUUUCUGUUACAGCAGCGCUAGAUAACUGGCACAUCCCCUGAUGUGUUGUUUACAACAAUGAAUAACUGGAAACAUUGGAUAAAUAAUCAUUUGCCUAUAAAAAGGAAUGCAUAUAGCAAUCUGAAAGAAUGAGAUGAAUCUCCCCAUAUUAUAUGAACAAAUGUCCAGUGAAAUCCAAAUUAUAAGUAUAUGAUAUCAAAAAUAUUUUUAUUUAUAUAUGAAUUUUAAAAAUUUCAAACACGUAGUACUUGUACAUGGUGACAGGUACAAAUCAAAAACCAGCUGCCUUCCAGUCAAUGCCAGCAGGUGGCAGCCCCAUGCAUUUCAGGGGAGAACUGCGCCCCAUAGGGUCUUCAGUGGCUGGAUUUCUGGAAGUUGAUCAGCAGGCCUUUCCUCUGAGGUGCCUCUGAGUAGACUGGAACCACUAAAAUUUCUGUUAACAGCUGAGUGCUCUAAACAUUUGCACCACCCAGGGACUCAAAAAGCCAUUGAAAAGUCUCCCUUUCACCCCCGCUCCGGGUUACUGAGUUCCUCUCUCUGUAGCAACCAAUGCUACCAUUCUUGUGUAUCCUUCUAGAGGCAUAUGCUGGCACACUCUCACAUAUAUGUUUGUGUAUUUUUACCUUCUCCUUUUUAAUACAAAUGGUGACUUACUACAUAUAUUGUCCUGCCUUUUCAUUUUUCUCUUCAAAGUUUAAUUGGGCAAUCAUUCCAUACCAGUUCAUACACAAUUCUUUCAUUCUUUUCAUUGCUGCUUAAUAUUUCUUUAUAUGGAUGUACAAAAGUAAUUAUAUUUAAAAUUAAAUACUACUAAUGCAUACAUAGAAUUAUUAUGAAAAAUAACCUCAAAUUCUUCACAGCUAGCUCCUGCUGAGGGGACCAGUGGUCUCCAUGUGGCUACCUUUUUCAGUCCUCAUCUUCUCUGCAGCUCUUGAUGGGCUGACCUCUGCUCAUUUCCGGGCUGACCCCUGCUCAUUUCCUGGCUAACCCCUGCUCAUUUCCUGAAACUCUUCUCCCCUUGUCUUCCUUUACACACACUCUGCAGGCUCCUCCUACCUCUCUGACUACUCCUCUACCUUUUCCCACCAGCCACGAAACGGUGGUAUUCUUCAAGGAUUAAUCCAGGUGGCUUCUUAUUCUCUACUCUGUGUAGUGAUCUCAUUCAUUACAGAGAGUAUCAAAGGAGUCAUUGGCUCACAGAUGGUUCUCUCCAGCCCAGGCCUCUGCCUUGAGCUUCCAUCUGCCUACAUGGUCUUCACUU
This is a messenger RNA of Loxodonta africana (African savanna elephant), 6539 nucleotides long. RefSeq names its product coiled-coil-helix-coiled-coil-helix domain containing 5 (gene CHCHD5). Gene Ontology annotation, biological process: cellular respiration. The record is from RefSeq and is a predicted model, not a curated record. Gene Ontology annotation, cellular component: mitochondrial intermembrane space. The transcript has 5 exons. Lineage: Eukaryota; Metazoa; Chordata; Mammalia; Proboscidea; Elephantidae. Bases 392 to 724 code for a protein of 110 amino acids.